CGCAACGAAUGACAACAUUCACAUUCAAUGUAAAAUUAUUAAGUCCUCAUAAUGACUGAAUAAAGAUCAUAUUAAUCAGUUCACCGCUGCUUAUUUCAUUUCGAGUUGUCAAUUUCAAAUAUAAAGUCGGUUAUCUCCUGAGGUAAGAGUCCUGUUUUAAAUCCUCGUGAUGUCCUAGUUCCUCUGUGUUGAUUAGGAUUUCACUCGCCAACUCUGUUAGUACGACAGUAUUUUUAUUUAUCGUUUAUCGAAUAUGCGGAACUGCACGGGCUUUCGUCCGAUCAUCGACGUUUGCAUAGAUAUUUUUGCGUUUUUGUUAUUUUUCCACGUCUCGCGUCGUUCUUUUGUUGUUGUUUCUAAUUCCUGUGUUUUUAUUUAUGUUUUCGUCGCAAUGUUUUUAGUUAGUAUUUUGUGGAUUAUGAAAGCGUCUUCAUUUAACAAUAGUAUUUUUUGCUGGUAUCGUUGCAUGGGAGAUGCGAAUAGCUGACAUCGGAGUAAAGCUAGAGCACCUUCUAGAUUAAUUCAUCUCGGUGCUACUACGUGGUGGCACAUGCGUACUGCAUAUGCAUGAUAUUUGUGGUAAUGCCUAACAGAUACACACCGACCUGCGGCUGUAGUGUGCCCUUAAAAUCCUCGGACUCUAGGACUGAGCUAUCCAAUGUAACGGCGGACAAGCCUAAAUCGUUGAAUGGCAAUGCCGUCGAUGUUCGCUCUUCGAGAAAAACUGAGAAGAUUAAAGGGCGGCAUAACAGGAGCAAAACGAGGGCGUCCGACACGGGCAGCAGCGGUUUGAUUCCCCAGCAGACGAGACUUCCGAAAAAUAACGCAGAGCAGAAGAAGAGGCCGAAUUCCUCGCGGAGAAGUAGAAGCGCUGAGCGUUCUGAAUCUCAUUAUGUUUACAUCGAUUCUGACGAUUACACGAGCAGGGAUGAGGUGCAAGUGGUCGCUUACGCCACUUCCCCGAUGGUUCCCGAAAGCAGUGCCAAUGCGACUCCAACCUACAGUGUUCUUCCGGAUGUACCGUCUCGCAAUUGCCAGCGGAUAUACGCGAUCCCCUCUAUGACAUCGCCCCCACCCACGUAUGACGUCGCAGUCGCCAAGUCAUGGCAGACUGGACUCCCGCCCUCCUAUGAAGACUAUUUAUGCCACAAAUACGCAACACUUUCGCGAUCGCACACCCCCCCGCCGCCGUGGUCCCUCUCCACCUGGGACUCCCUGGAAAAUCGGCCUGAAGGGCGAGAACACUCGUCGCGAGUAGCAGCCCCGAACAGUAACGGCCAUAAUGUCUAUCAGUCCCAGACCGACAUCGUCCGGGAUGCGGUCAACGGGACGAAUCCCAACAUGAUCUUCAGGAAGCACGUCAGGCAGCAGAGAUUACGAGCCAUGAGUCGCAGAUCAUCAAGCGAGAGCCGCGCUCACCAACAAAGACUUGCAACCAUGUGCGAGGACGGGGCAUUCUGCAUGGAAACCACUGUCAUUCAAUCGGCCUUCGAGGACGGCGUAGCAUUCUGCAGUCUAAUGUAGAUUACACCACCACCAGAGAGCCAAAACUUGAGGAAAUUCAGGAAUUUCAGCUGAGAGCAUUAGUCACACGGAAAAAGAACUUGAUUCAAGUAUACUUCAUACUCGAAUGGGGGACGGGUGUUUCAAUUCGAGGACGAUUACUUCGUGUCAGCCCGGGUCGUACCAAGCGCUCUCAAGUGUAAUGUAAGGGUCAGACACCAAGUGUGAGACUAUAAGGGUCAA
Messenger RNA from Diachasma alloeum, 1746 nucleotides. RefSeq lists its product as uncharacterized. The transcript is spliced from 5 exons. NCBI's taxonomy places the organism in Eukaryota, Metazoa, Arthropoda, Insecta, Hymenoptera, Braconidae. The record is from RefSeq and is a predicted model, not a curated record. The coding region runs from base 568 to 1524 and encodes 318 amino acids.